This is a messenger RNA of Dermacentor silvarum, 2962 nucleotides long. RefSeq lists its product as uncharacterized. The transcript has 19 exons. The coding region runs from base 1713 to 2588 and encodes 291 amino acids. NCBI's taxonomy places the organism in Eukaryota, Metazoa, Arthropoda, Arachnida, Ixodida, Ixodidae. The record is from RefSeq and is a predicted model, not a curated record.
AGAAGCCCUGUCGUCACAAUUGUUUGAUUAUAUUGCUGGUCCUUUGAGCAACAUUGUUUAUUAAUUUUUAGGCAUGCAUUCAUCUUUUUCAUUGCCUUGUUGUAAAAUUACUUGUAACGAUACUUGUAGUAACGAUUACGUAACAUACAUACCCAAGAUGUCAUAUCUGGUACAUGCCGGACUGUGUUACUGAUUGAAUCCUCAUACCACGAGCGUUCCAGAAAAUCGACGCCAAUUCGAUAUAAAUCGUGGUUCCAAUGGCACAUUGGCAGCACUUACGGAGGAAUACUUUCUGAUCCAUAUGAAGAAUUUAUGCAUUCUGUUUCUGUACCAAUCCUUCACGCUGUUUGUCCUACUUGUCCAACUAUCUACACUAUAGUGUGCCAACUACCUCGGUUGCACUCUAUAGUGCUCUUGGCAUAUAAUUUUGCUGAAUACUGUAUGCAGGUGAAGGAGCUCAACAUCACCGUGUUCAAAACAACCGCAAAGUGACGAAGGUGGUCAUUGCUCAUCCGAAGUGGCAAUCAGUCGCGUGCCGUGGGGAAGUCAUGUGCUCCUCAGUCACGCAGUCAUUGCUGCCCGCCUGCUAUCACGAGGGACUGGCCACUGACCGAGAUUGACUUGGCAAUCCAGCUGUGUCAACCAGUCGCGUGCGCCGCCGUCGUGUGCUUCCAUGGUUGCCACUUCUGCACCUCUAUUGGCCCCAGUGGGCAUAGGCCACCCGUUCAUCCCGGGGAUUGUGCGCUGUUCUGUACUUGAUGCCUCGAUGGUAUCUUCCCUGCAUCGAGCUACAGAGGCUUUUUCUCAGCAGUGCACAGUGCGUGUUCGGUCGCCGGAUGGAAAUACGCUGUGCCGUUAUGGAUGUCGGGAGUUUCGGCAUCGUAUUCUACAUCGUGAACUUCGUAAGCCAAUACCGUCGUUCUUGGGGAGUGUGCACUGUUAUCUGGAUGUGGUGCCUGGAUGGCAUCUUCCUUGCAUCCGGCUAUGAUGGUUGUUUUUUCUCAGCGCAGCACAGUUGAAGAAAAAAAAUCGUGCCAGCCUGCAACGCCAAUGCCCUCGUUCAUGGGGAGUGUGCGCUGUCCUUGCUGGAAAGAUAACCUGGAUGGUAUCUUCCCUGCAUCCGGAUACGGUGGUUUUUGGUGAGCGGUGCACAACCGUUUUCCGGUCUGUGAUCGCGAGUUCACAUAAGCUUAUCGGCGCCGCACGUAGUGAAAGUGGUCUACGACACCAACAAGCGCUUCGUCUCCGAAGCCAGUGCACUGCAGGCGGAGGUGGAUUUUGUUCUUCGGAUGUGGCAAUCAGUGGCGUGCCCCACCUUCAUGUGGUCUAUUUGCGGUCAAUUCUGACUCCCUGCUGUCACCAGUGCCCAGGCCCCGACGGACGCGGGCAUGGGCAACGAGUUGCCUGCCGGGAUGUUAAACUCCCUCUCGGUGGCGUGGCCGCAGCCAUCACUGCCUUCCCUGAUGUGACCAGGGACUGUCCACUGACGGGAGAUUACCUUGGUACUCCAGCUGUGGCAACCAGUCGCGUGCGCCGCCGUCGUGUGGUCCCUUGUUGGCCACUUCUGCACCUCUAUUGUCGCCAGUGGGCAGUGGCCAACCGUUCUUCCCGGGGACUGUGCGCUGUUCUGUACUUGAUGCGUAGAUGGUAUCUUUCCUGCAUCCGGCUGCAAUGGCCUUUUCUCAGCAGUGCAAAGUGAGUGUUCGGUCCGGAUGGAAUGCGGUCGGGCCGGAAUUGAAGGAACCGAGUCGGCGGUUGAGCAAAGGAACUUCCAGGAAGGCAAGAGGAGCUGCUUGCUCCCGUUAAACCGAGUGGACGUUGAGCAAAGGAGCUCGUGGAAUUCGUCACUGCUGAGGCCAAUGCCAUUGUCGACGUGCAAACAACGUGUGCAUUGCAACGGGCGCACUGCAACAGGAGCAGAGGAUGCGCCAAAAUGCUUUCAUCGACGUGCAAGCAACGUGUGCAUUGCAACGGGCGCGCUGCAACAGAAGCAGAGGAUGCGCCAAAAUGCUUUCAGCGACGUGCAAACGACGUGUGCAUGGCCUCAGGAGCAUAGAGGAUGCGCCAAAAUGCUUUCAGGCAGUGGCCAACCAUUCAUCCCGGGGUAUAUGCGCUGUUCUGUAUGUGAUGCCUCGAUGGUAUCUUUCCUGCAUCAGGCUCAAAGGCUUUUUCUCAGCAGUGCUCAGCGCGUGUUCGGUCCAGAUGGACGGGCAAGCCAAGGCGCCGCCAAGAUGAGCUCACCAAAAGACGCCAUCCGUCCGAGUCGGUGCACCUGCGGGCUCUUACUACGGUCGAUCAGCGUACUCGGAGAGCCCUGUACUACCGAGACACGGUGCCUUCGGGGAUUCAGUUUGGCAGGCACAACAACGGCUUCGAUGAACACUGCAACGGUGAUAUUCCUCAUCGUAGUAUGUGCCAUUGAGCUUGGACCCUUUCUGCACUAUCACCAGGAUCGGCCCACUUUUAUCGUGACGCCACCACCACCAUUCUUGGCACUUUGCAGAACGUUUACUACGGGAGAAAUGCGCUGUCCAGUUGUCAUCGCCUUCUGUGACGUGGACUAUGAUUACCUGGGACAGCUCCACUAACCUGGCCAUUGCACCACAGACAAAACUGAAACUAUAAACGACCGCGAAUUUUUACCCCCCUAUGAAUGGUCGAAACCCCACUAGAUAGAAUCCAGUUCUUGGAAAUAAAAAUGCAGGCUGAGCACCGGCGCUGUCACGCUAACAGCUCACAAGUGAUUUUAGCAAGUGCAGUGCCCCCGCCAUAUGCAUGCAGGCUCCUUACUCCUGACCAGCGACCGCUGCGAGGACCAAUUUGGUCUCGUGCAGCGAGCACACAGGACAGCUGAGGCCAUUGGAGCCCUGGGCGGAGGGUCCCACCCCUGCUAAAACCCUGUCAAGAGCAUCCAAGAAGACCCUGACAGACUACCACAAAAUACCCUGCAAAUAGACCAAUA